AAAAAGGUUACAUAUGUCCAAUAAUUUCCUCUCAUUUAAAUUAACAUUGUACAUCAAUUUAGUGCUUGUGCUUUAACCUUGUGAGUGAUGUCACUAGAGGGGAGGGUCACUAUCCAAAAAUUGAGACCAGCAAGACAUCUCUGCUUGGAAAUUUCAGCUACCACCACUUCAAGCAGAAAUGCCACCCCCAGCGGGAGAGGAGCUCACCCUUGGCUUUUGAAGCAGCCUUGGACGUCAUAUAGCACCGUUUCUUUCGGGAGGAGAUCCUGGUUUAUUGGAAAUUAGCCUUUUAUUUUAGGAGUUUCUUUAGGAGUAUGUGCUCGGGACGGUGGUGUUUAGCACUAGAGCUGUGCUCAUCCGGGCCACUGUGCCGUGACUCCAUUCUUCUUCAUUCACUGUGAAACUGCCAUAGCCAUAGGAGUUAAAUAGGAAUUCAUUUUUGUGAAAUAGCUAGACACAUGUAUUAUACAUAUUUUUGAUAACCCCACGUCAAGCUGGAACACAAACGGGCAUGUCUAAUCAAGGAGUUAGGAGAAAUGGCCCAGUGAAACUGCGGUUGACAGUGCUGUGUGCGAAGAACUUGUCAAAGAAAGACUUCUUCCUUGUGAAUACAAUCCUCCAUUUUGGCUCCUCCUCCACAGGGCUGCCUGACCCCUUUGCCAAAGUGGUGGUGGACGGCUCGGGGCAAUGCCACUCCACGGACACCGUGAGGAACACGCUGGACCCCAAGUGGAACCAACAUUAUGACCUGUACAUUGGGAAGUCUGACUCCAUCACCAUCAGUGUGUGGAACCACAAGAAGAUUCACAAGAAGCAGGGGGCCGGCUUCUUGGGCUGUGUACGCCUUCUCUCCAACGCCAUCAACCGCCUCAAAGACACCGGCUAUCAGAGACUGGACCUGAACAAGCUGGGCCCCAAUGACAACGACACAGUGAGAGGCCAGAUAGUUGUGAGUCUACAGUCCAGAGACCGUAUCGGAACAGGAGGCCCCGUGGUGGACUGCAGCCGUCUGUUUGAUAAUGAUUUACCUGAUGGCUGGGAGGAGCGGAGAACAGCCUCUGGUCGGAUCCAGUACCUUAACCACAUCACACGCACCACGCAAUGGGAGAGGCCCACCCGGCCGGCGUCUGAGUACUCCAGCCCCUCCGGGCGGCCCCUCAGCUGCGUGGUGGAUGAGAACACGCCGAUCCUGACACCCAACGGGGCAGCCAUCGGUGUGCUGCCUAGCAGUGGCAGUGACCCGCGGGUCCAGGAGAGACGCGUCCGCUCCCAGAGACACAGGAACUACAUGAGCAGGACCCACCUCCACACCCCGCCGGACCUGCCAGAGGGAUACGAGCAAAGAACCACGCAGCAGGGCCAGGUGUACUUCCUCCACACCCAGACGGGCGUCAGCACAUGGCACGACCCUCGAGUGCCCAGGGAUCUGAGCAACGUCAACUGUGAGGAGCUGGGUCCUCUGCCGUCGGGCUGGGAGAUCCGCAACACGGCCACGGGACGCGUCUACUUUGUGGACCACAACAACCGAACCACGCAGUUCACCGACCCGCGCCUCUCCGCCAACCUCCACCUGGUCCUGAAUCCAAACGGCCCUGGUCCAAACGGUUCCCGCGUGGCCAUGGAGAGCCAGAGCCAGAACACUAACCUCAGUCGUCAGUCGAACCAGUUGAAGGAGCAGCAGCCCCCACCGCAGGUCCCGGCGUUGUCCCCGGCCCAGCUCCCCGAGGAGGCCGAGUGCCUCACCGUGCCCAAGUACAAGAGGGACCUGGUCCAGAAGCUCAAGAUCCUCCGACAGGAGCUGUCCAAUCAGCAGCCCCAGGCAGGACACUGUCGCAUCGAGGUCUGCCGUGAGGAGAUCUUUGAGGAGUCGUACCGCCAGGUGAUGAAGAUGCGUCCCAAGGACCUGUGGAAGAGACUGAUGGUCAAGUUCAGAGGAGAGGAGGGCCUGGACUACGGAGGAGUGGCCAGGGAGUGGCUGUACCUGCUGUCCCAUGAGAUGUUGAACCCCUACUACGGCCUGUUCCAGUACUCCAGAGACGACAUCUACACCCUGCAGAUCAACCCAGACAGCGCCGUCAACCCGGAGCACCUGUCCUACUUCCACUUUGUGGGCCGUAUCAUGGGCAUGGCUGUGUUCCACGGCCACUAUAUAGACGGGGGCUUCACCCUGCCCUUCUACAAACAGCUGCUGGGGAAACCCAUCACCCUGGACGACAUGGAGUCAGUGGACCCGGACCUCCACAACAGCCUGGUCUGGAUCCUGGACAAUGACAUCACGGGGGUGCUGGACCAUACGUUCUGUGUGGAGCACAAUGCCUACGGAGAGAUCAUCCAGCACGAACUGAAGCCCAAUGGCAAGACUGUCUCUGUCUCCGAGGACACCAAGAAGGAGUAUGUCAGGCUGUAUGUGAACUGGAGGUUCCUCCACGGCAUCGAGGCUCAGUUCCUGGCCCUGCAGAAGGGCUUCAACGAGGUCAUCCCACAGCACCUGCUCAAGUCCUUUGACGAGAAGGAACUAGAGUUGAUAGUGUGUGGCCUGGGGAAGAUCGACAUAGCAGACUGGAAGAGCAACACGCGCCUGAAGCACUGCACCACGGACAGCAACGUGGUCAAGUGGUUCUGGAAGGCCGUGGAGUCCUACGACGAGGAGAGGAGGGCCAGACUGCUGCAGUUUGUUACCGGGUCAUCUAGAGUCCCACUGCAGGGAUUCAAGGCUUUACAAGGUGCCGCGGGGCCCAGGCUGUUCACCAUCCACCAGAUCGAUGCCAACACCAACAAUCUACCCAAAGCCCACACCUGCUUUAACCGGAUUGACGUUCCCGCCUACGAGCACUAUGACAAGCUGUACGACAAGCUGCUGACAGCCAUCGAGGAGACAUGUGGCUUUGCGGUGGAAUGAGUGACACAUCAGUGGGGAAGUGUGUGUGUGUGUGUGUCAGCGUGUGUGUAUUUUGUAAGGUCAGCUCAGCAAGACUAUAGACUCUGCUGUCACCACGGGAACCCUGCAACAUUCAGGCACGCCCAUGAGGAUUGUGACCACACCCCUUUCUGCCCAGUCCCCCAGGACAAUAUGGAGACCGACUGAGAGGCAGACCACACGGGAACACUCCUCUCUCACCGCAUUCUUUUUUAGAAAUAUCACUUCCUUUUUCAGCUGCUACAGACGAGUGACGAUUACUUACCUUGAAACCCUGCGAGAAUGCCAGCUUUUAUUUUGUUUUUUUGUUUUCUUUUUGUAAGUUUGUAUGUCAUAACGGUGAAAUCCACAGAACAACCAGUUUUGUGUUGGACCAGGAGUUUUUCCUAACCGAAGAAAACUCUGGUCCCUAGUAUGUGCGUUCCGUGAAAGCACAUUUCUUUUGUUGUGGGUCGUCUGGUGCGAUCGAAUACCAAGGUCCAGACUGCAACGAGAGUCUUUUAAAGAAGUUAUUGUUGGCUUUGGUCUGGGAGAGAGAAAUAUGAAGGUCCACGCUGAGUAGAUGACUAGGGCCGGUGACUAGGGGGGGGGGGGGGGGGUUCCUGACCAUGAGCUAACCAGAAGAAACUAGGUCUUACUGAUGACCAAUACCGUCCCACACAGCUAACUUGCCACCUCUUGACAUCAAAAUGGUGCUAACCUGAACACCUAACCCCGUCCAGCUACACAGAGUAGACCUGUUGCGCUUUGGUGAGUUGAACUUAAUGCUAAACACCACUAUAGCACACUGUACCUAAUAAAUCACAACAUUGAAAUUCCUUAUCAAACCCUCAAAGUGCGUCGUUGUCUAGAGAGUGGGAACUCUGUCCCAGGGACCAGGCUAGUUGAAAGCAAUUCAAGGAAGAUGUCGGUGUUUUCAAAGUGACAUCCAACCUAAGAUGGCAGGAUGUUUUUUCCCCCCGUUGCCACUCUAGAGCACUUUACAAACUGAAGGGCGACAAAGGACGUGCUUUCUUCAUAUUAAGUUAAAAUGAAUAUUCCACAUUUUAUUCCAACCAUACAGCAUUCAACGGAAAUAUACAGAUACAAAAAAAGUAUAUCAACCUGUAAUUUUGAGUAUAUAUGUGUACAAAUACAUACCUAUUUUGUAUAUGGCUUGUUCCUCUUUCUAUUAAUUUACUUGCUAGCAUGUUGGUGUUAUCACAGACCUCUGUAUUCUCAGGUGAAGUCAUCUUUCUUUGUGAGGCUGACCUGUGAAAGGGGGGGGAGUAUCUUCUGGUUAUGGAAGCCGUUGUCAGGUCAAACCCGUGACCCUCUCCUUGAAUGAGAGCUGAGUGCAUAACCUUUUGGCCACUAAGAGACUGAGGUUGGGACUAGAGCGCUCUCCCUACUAGAGGUUUUUGUCUAAAAGGGAUACAGCUUUUGUCAAAAUGGACGUUUCGUAGGUUUAGGAGAAUUAACGUAGCAGGUUAUGAGAAUUAGGUUAAGGUUAGGGUUUGCUGAAAUGCAUAGAAAAAUCACCGUUUGACAUGCUGUAUACCAUCUAGACAUGACCCUAAUAGAGCCUCUACCACAACCCUUGCAUGAAUGGACUUUUUUUUAAACAAUAUUUAUUUGCUAUUAUUUUGUCCCUUCUGAGCAAAAUGUGUGUUGACAUGAGAAAAAAUUCUGUUGAAUGUUUUUUUGAUUUUAUGCUGCCUGUUUAAUAGCAAUGGACGUGGACUAUGACCAUGGACUGUAUUCACCUGCGUACAUGCAAAAUAAAAUAGACCCAGUCCAGUGUGUUCAAAGGUAAAGCAGAUUCUCUUCAGAUAGACAAUGAUCAAGUAUCCUGAAAUUGUGCUUUUGUACAGUAUAAGAUAUUGUUAAUGUGGUGGAUCACAAGCAACCUUUUUUUAAUUUUACAGAAAAUGAAUAAAAUGCAUAAAACAACCAGACAUUUUUGCACACGCAGACUUGUGAUUUUCGUUAUAAUCAGCAACUUCCAUCUAUUUACUAAAUAGUUAAUGGACUGAUUGACUUUUUAUGUAGAUAUAUACGCGUAUAGAUAUGCACACAUAAAGCUCAUAUGUCAUAUGCACACAUACAGUACUGUUUUCUGCUAUCUACGUCUAACCAUAAUUGACUUUCACUCAGUCUUAUGAGGUGGAGUUGUUUCUGGAUAAUAGAUGGGACAAUAUGGACGGUUGCUUCUCGUAGCAUGCUUUGCCAGCCGUUGCCCUGUGACUCUUAGUCGCUGACCGGUGCAAUUUCUCACAUGGUGUAAAACCCACUUUCCUUUAUUCUAUGUGUAUGGAAGUAUUGUGUGUGUAAAUUAGUUUUCUUCUGAUUAAAUUUGCUAAACUUUUGUCUGAAAUGUUAACAUGUUUUUAUUUCUCAUUUUUCAGUCUGUUGUAUUUAUUAGUGUGUUCAUAGUUUUUUCACAUCAGCUGCUCUGUGAGCUUCAACUGACACUGUAAAUAAGAAAAAUAAAAGCGGAAAUUAUAAACCUCUUGUACCCUUGCAGAAAACAAGCAAUAAACUCUGCUGUUUGAAACUCACAGCAUAAUGUUUUAUA
Oncorhynchus mykiss (rainbow trout) is the source of this 5474-nucleotide messenger RNA. RefSeq names its product E3 ubiquitin-protein ligase SMURF2. Gene Ontology annotation, molecular function: ubiquitin protein ligase activity; SMAD binding. Lineage: Eukaryota; Metazoa; Chordata; Actinopteri; Salmoniformes; Salmonidae. Gene Ontology annotation, cellular component: cytoplasm. Gene Ontology annotation, biological process: negative regulation of BMP signaling pathway; protein ubiquitination; proteasome-mediated ubiquitin-dependent protein catabolic process. The record is from RefSeq and is a predicted model, not a curated record.